GCGGAGCGGCCCUGCACGCAGCGAGGCGGCGUCGGGGGUCGGAGCGGAGGGGGCCCGAGGUCCCCCGUGUCCCCGUGCCCCCGGGUGAGGACCCACCGACCCCCCGACAGACAGACCGACCGACCCACCCCACCCCCGGGGCUCCCCUGGCCCACGGGGCCCCGGCCGGGAGGAUGACGGAGCUGCAGUCGGCGCUGCUCCUGCGAAGACAGCUGGCAGAACUCAACAAAAACCCAGUGGAAGGGUUUUCAGCAGGUCUGAUAGACGACAAUGACCUAUACCGGUGGGAAGUGCUGAUCAUCGGUCCUCCAGAUACUCUCUAUGAAGGUGGAGUUUUCAAGGCUCAUCUCACUUUCCCAAAAGACUACCCUCUCAGGCCGCCGAAAAUGAAAUUCAUCACGGAAAUCUGGCACCCGAAUGUCGACAAGAACGGCGACGUGUGCAUCUCCAUCCUGCAUGAGCCCGGGGAGGAUAAAUACGGCUACGAGAAGCCAGAGGAGCGCUGGCUCCCCAUCCACACGGUGGAGACCAUCAUGAUCAGCGUCAUUUCUAUGCUGGCGGACCCCAACGGGGAUUCCCCCGCCAACGUGGACGCAGCGAAAGAAUGGAGGGAAGACCGAAACGGAGAAUUCAAGAGGAAAGUGGCCCGCUGUGUAAGAAAGAGCCAAGAGACUGCUUUUGAGUGACAUUUAUUCAGCAGCUAUAGUAGCUUCACUUUUUCAGGGUCUCCAAUUGAGAAACAUGGCACUGUUUUCCUGCACUCUACCCACCUCUUGCUGGACUUCAGUUGUAAGACGUUGGCAAACACUGGCUGGAACUAGGCGGCAAUAAAACAGGCCAGUGAACCGACGCUGACCAGAGCCGAAUUCGUGCCAACGGCCAAGAUGAAUGAUUGCGCAUUUCGAAUCCUCCUAAUGAACUGCUUUAACCUUCAGGAAGAAUUGUAAAGACCUGUACAUAGCACAACAGGAUCCGAAUAAUAUAUACACACACACCCACACCCACACCCACACACACAUACGUUCUCUCUGUCUCUUUCUCUCUUUCUUUCUUUCUCUCUCUUUUACACGCGUGGCUCGUGUACAUCCAUACACUUUGCACCAAAUAAUGCUUUCUCAUAGUUAGGAUCAAAAAUCGUGUAAAUUCAAAAGAUUUUAGCAGGUUUCUCCCCCCCCCCCCCAUCCCCACCCCCCUCCCCCAUCUUCUUCGUUUCUUUAUCAGUUAAAAGAGACUUCUCUGAAAGCAUGUCGGAUUAAAAACCAAUUAGGAUUUAAGGUUUUCCAUUUAACUUUCCUUUGAACCAUCGAGGCUUCAUUAAAAUCUUUCACUUACUAAACCUUUUGUAUCUUCUUUGUUUGGAAACUCUUCCCUCCCGCCCGGCCCCUUCCUCUCCACCCCCCGCACUUCCCAAUCGAGUUCCGAACAGAAAGGGCCGAGAAGGAACUGCCCGAACUGAACGGCGACUUCAGAUGGACACCAUCCCCAUCCCGUGCGAGGGCGUAGCAGCGGUAGUUGCCUCUUUCGGGAAUGGAGGGUGGGUGAUGGAAGAACUCGUGACCGGGAGGACUGGGACGGCGGGGACGGGAACGGGGGACGGAAGACCAGCCGGUGGGAACGCGGGACGGGGCGGGCGGGAUUCCGGACGACUCUGCCGGGGCCGGCAAGGAACUUGGGGGUCUGAUCCCGGACGCCCGGCCCCCCGCCCCGCCUCCCUCCCGCUUUCGGAGGCCCUUCACGGUCUUUGCCUUUGACUCUGCUGCGGAGUUUGCCUCACCUUAAUGUACAAAGAAAAUGCGAUGUAUAUUUUCAUGUAAUUUGAUUUUGGAAUUCUGUCACCUUAUGUAGUGAGUUCUUCCAAAAUAUAAUUUUUUUUCCAAUAAU
Messenger RNA from Tachyglossus aculeatus (Australian echidna), 1881 nucleotides. RefSeq names its product ubiquitin conjugating enzyme E2 G1 (gene UBE2G1). Gene Ontology annotation, biological process: proteasome-mediated ubiquitin-dependent protein catabolic process; protein polyubiquitination. NCBI's taxonomy places the organism in Eukaryota, Metazoa, Chordata, Mammalia, Monotremata, Tachyglossidae. The coding region runs from base 174 to 686 and encodes 170 amino acids. The record is from RefSeq and is a predicted model, not a curated record. The transcript has 6 exons. Gene Ontology annotation, molecular function: ubiquitin conjugating enzyme activity.